This is a messenger RNA of Electrophorus electricus (electric eel), 1290 nucleotides long. It is a transcript of the gene sumf1, whose product is annotated as sulfatase modifying factor 1. Gene Ontology annotation, molecular function: formylglycine-generating oxidase activity. Lineage: Eukaryota; Metazoa; Chordata; Actinopteri; Gymnotiformes; Gymnotidae. The record is from RefSeq and is a predicted model, not a curated record. Gene Ontology annotation, biological process: protein oxidation. Gene Ontology annotation, cellular component: endoplasmic reticulum.
ACAAAGAUGGCUUCACACAUGCAUGUGAGGAAGUGCAUGAAUGUGGACAUGGCAUCAUUACUGGACAAGUUUGGAUUAAUUCUGCUUUGUUUUUUAAUCGUCACGGUGCGUUGUGACAUAAGAGAGACUGAGGUUCAUUCGGGAUCAGAGUCAAAUGCGCAAGCCUCGUCGGGAGUGUAUAGUUCUCACUGCGGCUGUCAAGGGCUGAAGAGAGAUGAUUUUAUCGAGAAAAAAAACACACUUUCUGAAAACCCUGGCUAUAAAUAUUCUGAAACAGCAAAUGAAAAGCCUGCUAACGUGCCCGAAUAUGACACGUUGACUAAGAUGCUGCUGAUCGAGGGAGACUGGUUCUUGAUGGGCACUGAUGAUCCAGGGAUACCACAGGAUGGAGAAGGGCCUCAGAGAAGGGUGUGGAUUGACCCGUUUUAUGUUGAGGAGCAUGAGGUCACGAACAAGCAAUUCCAAAGCUUCGUUAACCAAACAGGCUAUGUUACAGAGGCGGAGAAUUUUGGAGACUCGUUCGUGUUUGAGGGUCUGCUGAGUGAAGAAGUAAAGAGUACUCUGUCCCAUGCGGUUGCUGCUGCCCCCUGGUGGUCGCCAGUAAAAGGAGCAGAUUGGAGACACCCAGAAGGCCAUGAUUCAACCAUUGCAGAUAGGAUGGAUCACCCUGUGCUGCAUGUGUCGUGGGCUGAUGCUCGGGCCUACUGUCGGUGGGCUCAGCGCAGGCUGCCCACAGAGUCCGAGUGGGAAUUUGCCUGCAGGGGCGGUCUGCAGGACAGGUUGUAUCCAUGGGGGAAUAAACUGAUGCCAAAAGGCCUCCAUUAUGCCAACCUGUGGCAGGGAGAUUUCCCCAAUCACAACACAGCAGAAGAUGGAUACUUUCACACAUCACCAGUGAAGUCAUUUCCUGCUAACAAGUUUGGGCUUUAUGACAUGGUGGGGAAUGCUUGGGAGUGGACGGCAGACUGGUGGAACGUUCAUCACACCAGGGAUCAGCAACGCAACCCAAAAGGACCAGAAACAGGAACGGAGAAAGUCAAAAAAGGAGGCUCCUAUAUGUGUCACAAGUCGUACUGCUAUAGAUACAGAUGUGCUGCUCGUAGCCAGAACACUCCUGAUAGCUCCGCCUCUAACCUGGGCUUCCGCUGUGCAGCUGACAUGAAGUCGUGACCUCUCACCUCUACAGGAUCUGCUUUCCUGUUUUCAAUAAAAUGUAAUUGGAAACUUCACUCUGGGACUUUGUUAUGAAAUGGUGUGUGUUUACCCUGUCAAUAAACUUUUCAGAUGUGA